AUGGUCCGGUACGAGAUCUUUGAUGCCCGGGACUUGCUGGCCUUCCCCGGAGGCGACAACAGUACAGACACCGUCUUUGGAGGCAUCCACUUCAACCUCACCACACUCGAGCACUGGAAUUACACCUACUACAGCAAUGGCACGCUGUCCAACAACUCCCGCUGUUAUCUGACAUACGAGCCGUAUCAGCCCCAGCUUCUCAUCAGCAAUGGAACCUUUAUCAACGCCACCAAGUGUUACAGCGCCGUGGAUCCAAUUGGUGUUCGGGGCUACACGGGAAUUGGCUUCGCGGCCGUGUAUGCUGUUGGACUUAUGCUCACACUCACUGCUCUGGCCAAGCACGGCAGACUGUAUCUACCCAAGGAGAAGCGCUUCUAUCCAAUUGGUCGCCGCUGGCAGUGGUAUUGGGCUUGCUUUGUUUGCGCGUGCGCCUUGAUCAGCCUCUUCACCAACAUCGAUAUCGACCGUUACCAUGUUGUGGAGCUUCCCAUCAUUGUCACUUCCUUCUUCUGGUUCCUCAUAUGUCAGGGAACCAUUGCGCUAGUCUGGGAAUCAGUGAGGCAUUGGGGAAGCUGGCAAGAGAGGCAGUUCAUCGACCCGAAUCCCUUUGUCUAUCGUACCGACGACCGGCGCGCAAAGGUAGAGUUUUAUCUGCCCUUGUGGUUCUAUUUCUGGACCUGGAUGAACUUCUUCCUCGUUGUGCCUCGUGGCUGGUCGUUUGUGGAAAUGCAACGAUCCCCAGAGCAAACCAUAGCCAAGGCGAUUCCCACUGCUACUGGAGCGCGAUUUAAGGCGGGCGCUUUCUGCCUUGUUAUCGCUUGGGCUACAAUCGUCUUUUCGCUUCGCCACUCAAUCUACCACUACAAGCCGAAAAACCGUGGAGUGUUGAAUCGUACAUUGGGCCUUGUUAAGGCGAUUCCGCUGCGCUUCGUCUUGACCAUUCCACUCACUGGCGCUCUUGUUGCUUACCAGGUUCUCAUUUCUUUUAACUGGACCUUUUCUGUCAUGCGCUACGGUGGAAUCGUGCCAGUCAUAUUUGCCUGGGGCUACGGCCCGUCUUUGCUAAUCAUCUUCGUGCAAGUCGCAUAUGGAUUUGCAAGCCCCAAUGAAGAUAAGGCUUUGCUUGCGCAACGGCGACAACGGGGUGAGACUAUUGACCGGGAGCUUGGCAUUGUUAAGAAGCCGGCAUGGUGGAGGCGCGUUAGGGGUGAUCACCUUAUGAGCAUGCGAGACAAGAUUUCCCAAAAUGUCAACGAGGUCGGAGGCAAGCGCGGACUCAGGGCCAGAUUCGAAGAUGAGGCGGAAAGAGAGCAAGACGACCCUGCGACCAGCAUCGAAAUGAACAACAUGUCUCAAAGGAACAACCCUCGGGUCGAUAGGGCUGGCGUUGCGAACUUGUCAUCCACAGGGCCGGGUCGCUACAACGGAAAGUCUGAGCGCCGACAGAAUGAGCGAAUGGUCGAGUCCGUUGCCGGUGUGCUCUUCCCCAACAGCCCGAGCGAUAUAGCAGCUGCCGAGAGGCUUCGGAGGAUUGCCGAAAUCUCGCAGGACGGACCUCCACCGUAUCGGGAUGAAGAUCGGGGUCGCUCGUCCCGACACGGGGCAAGCAACGGACAGAGGAACGGUAGUGCAGAUACCACAAACUCGAUUGCUGCCCCGCCCCAGCAAGUGAGAAGCAUGCUGGACGUUUGA
This is a messenger RNA of Trichoderma harzianum CBS 226.95, 1692 nucleotides long. RefSeq lists its product as hypothetical. The record is from RefSeq and is a predicted model, not a curated record. NCBI's taxonomy places the organism in Eukaryota, Fungi, Ascomycota, Sordariomycetes, Hypocreales, Hypocreaceae. The coding region runs from base 1 to 1692 and encodes 563 amino acids. The transcript is spliced from 2 exons.